UGUCUUUAAAAUAACUGAUACUUAUAAUUCUUAAAGUUCCUCGUAUGUUUUUUUUUUAUUUAUUUUAUAUAAAGCCAAGUCUUUGAUUAAGGGAAAAUUUUUAUUAAAGGAUUCUCCGAGUCUUUCCAUUGGAAAAUUUUUAUUUAACUAACUCCACUGCCCACUAGCUGCAAUGAAGCAAUUUUUUUUUAACUUUGGUUUUGAAUUUAUUUAAAAUUAAAUCUUUGCUUCUGUACAAGUUUUCUUCUCCAGUGGUUCAUCAAUGUUUCGAAGCACGUAUUUCACAAACUUAAAGGGAAAGACUAACUGACUCCAAGCUUAGAUUUUUGCAUAUAAGUUCUUCCCAAGAAAUCUCAUUUUUGCAAUAUGAACUAUGCCAAAAUUUUCCUGAAAUCAGUGUUCACAGUCCUUCUUCUCCAUUAUUGUUCUGCUUCAGAUUCGAUAACCGUUGACCAGCCCAUCAAAGACGACGGCACAGUUUUAGUCUCCAACGGAGGUACUUUCGCUUUGGGGUUCUUUAGUCCUGGAAAAUCUAGUUCUCGAUACCUGGGAAUUUGGUUUAACUUUUCAAACGCAACCAUUGUUUGGGUAGCGAACAGGGACAGCCCAAUAAACGACACGACAGGAGUUCUUUCCAUUGAUGAAGCUCAACGAAAUCUUGUUUUAAACGACGGUCAAAAUGUUCUUCACUGGUCAACAAAUAUUUCCAGCUCCUCCACUAACAAGAUUUCAGCCCAAAUCCUGGACUCGGGUAACUUAAUUUUGCUUCAAGAAGACAACAAGAAGGUCAUUUGGCAAAGCUUCGAUCACCCAACUCAUGCUCUGCUUUCGGGUUUGAAAUUAGGCCUAAAUUUAAAAACAGGUCUAAACCGGUUCAUCACGUCAUGGAAAUCCAAAGACGACCCGGGAACCGGAAAUUGCUCAUUGAGAAUGGUGCCGAAUGGUUCGCCGCAGCUUAUACUGUACAAAGACCGGACCAAAUGGUGGCGAGCAGGACAUUGGAACGGCCUCCAGUGGAGUGGCAUACCAGCUUUGAGCGCUCUCCCACGGAGUAGCUUCUUCAACAUUUCAUUCGUCAACGAUCAGGAUGAAAUCACAGUGAUGUGGAGCGUACUGGACCCUUCGAUCUUCACCUACAUCACCGUGGAUGGCUCAGGAUCCAUUCUACAAUUCGCUUGGCAACAGCAGCAGCACAGAUGGGUCCAAAUUUACAACGCCCCUGUCGACACCUGCGAUAACUACGCCAAGUGCGGUCCGUACGGGAAGUGCGACUUGUACAACACUAGCGGGUUCGACUGCGGGUGUCUACCGGGAUACGACCCCGUCUUGCCACAAGACUGGGCGUUGAGGGACAACGCCGGCGGCUGCGGCAAGAAGCAGGGAGCCUUGUCCAUGUGCGGAAACGGUGAAGGGUUUGUGAAAUUGGCAAGUGUUAAAGUUCCGGAUGCGGCCACUGCGGUCGUUGAGCAAAGCUUGAGCUUGAAUGAGUGUCGAGAGAAGUGUCUUAGGAACUGUUCGUGCAUGGCGUACGGGCUUGCUGACGUGAGGAAUGGGGGCAGUGGCUGCAUGACAUGGGAUGGGCCUUUAAUGGAUAUGAAACAGUUCUUGGAAGGGGGUCAAGAUUUGUUCGUUCGUGUGGAUGCAAUUGAAUUAGCUAAAUAUUCCAAGUCAGACGCGCUGUCCCCGAAAUGGAUUUUGUCUAUUGUUGGAUUGUCAGUCACUGCUGCUGUACUACUCAUUGCCUCUGUUUUGUACUGUUUAAAGCAAAGGAAGAGAAAAGCAGAUGUUGUUCUUGGACAGCCAUCGACAAUGCUGAAUGAUAUUUCAGGUAGCUUAAUGAGAUUUGAAAAUUCUCCAAGCAAAACUAGUAGAGAGAAAACAGAUGUGCUUUUCUUCGAUUUUUCCACAGUGGCUGCUGCCACAGACAAUUUUUCUCCUGUUAACAUGCUUGGAUAUGGGGGAUUUGGCUCUGUUUACAAGGGGGUUCUAGCUGACGGGCAAGAACUGGCUGUAAAAAGAUUAUCACAAUUUUCAGGGCAAGGUGUAGAAGAGUUUAAGAAUGAAGUUUUGCUGAUAGCCAAACUUCAGCACAGAAAUCUUGUAAGGCUUCUAGGUUGCUGUAUUCACAAAGAAGAGAAGAUGUUGAUGUAUGAAUACAUGUCAAACAAAAGCUUGGACUUGGUAUUGUUUGAUAAAAACAAAAAAUCAUUGUUGGAUUGGAGAAAACGUUCUCAUGUUAUCAUAGGAAUUGCUCGAGGCCUUUUAUAUCUACAUCAUGAUUCAAGACUCAAAAUCAUCCAUAGAGACUUGAAAGCAAGCAAUGUUCUACUUGAUACUACAAUGAACCCCAAAAUUUCAGAUUUUGGUAUGGCUAGGAUGUUUGGAGAUGAUCAAAUAGAAGCAAAUACUACUAAAGUGGUUGGAACAUAUGGUUAUAUGUCACCAGAGUAUGCAAUGGAAGGCCUGUACUCAAUAAAAUCUGAUGUCUUCAGUUUUGGGGUUCUGACAUUAGAGAUCAUUACUGGCAAGAAGAACAGCCAUUUCAAUGAAGUUUCCUCCCUUAAUUUGGUUGGCCAAAUAUGGGACUUAUGGAUAGAAGGAAAAGUUUUGGAGAUUAUUGACGAAUCAUUGGCUGAGCCAUAUCCAAGUGAGCAAGUCUUGAGAUGCAUCCAAAUCGGGCUGUUAUGCGUUCAGGAGCUUGCUGUAGAUCGACCAACCAUGUUAGAGGUUGUGUUCAUGCUGGGACAUGAGACCCCUCUUCAAUCUCCUAAAAGACCUGCAUUUAUUUUCAAAAAUACAGGUAGCGAUACCUCAACAUCGAAAGGAGUUUCUGUAAAUGACAUAACUGUUACAGUGUUAGAAGCUCGCUAAAGUUUCAAGCUUUAUUCUUGCAAAGUUUUGACUUGAUCUAAUAAGCGUUCAGAAUCUUCAUCCUUACAUGCAGCAUUGAAUUUUGUUUUUUAUUUGUUGCCUUGUGCUGCUUUCUCUGAAUUAGAAAUGUGUAAUAGAAAGUUUUUUUUUUUUUUAGUAUUACUAGUUGAAUUUGCGAGAUGAGUUUAAAUCAUUAUCUAAUUGUCGAAUAAUUUUUUUGUGCUAGAUUUGUAAAUACAUGUUACACUUAUUAAAUUCUUCUUGAUUAUAAUGUUCUUAUGCUCAAGUUAAAAUAAAGCAAUUUAUAA
This is a messenger RNA of Cannabis sativa, 3179 nucleotides long. Its product is annotated as G-type lectin S-receptor-like serine/threonine-protein kinase RKS1. The transcript has 7 exons. Gene Ontology annotation, biological process: protein phosphorylation; recognition of pollen. NCBI's taxonomy places the organism in Eukaryota, Viridiplantae, Streptophyta, Magnoliopsida, Rosales, Cannabaceae. The record is from RefSeq and is a predicted model, not a curated record. Bases 367 to 2871 code for a protein of 834 amino acids. Gene Ontology annotation, molecular function: ATP binding; protein serine/threonine kinase activity.